GUGUGAAACUGAGGCACUGCUCUUCUGGACCUUUUCGGCCCCGUGGCAGAGUAAAUUAAUGUGAAUCGGACCUCAUGACUAAGCCACACACUUUUAUUUUGUUGCUAAGAACAGAGCACGUCUAUAAAUAACGACACGACUUUUAUUGUUCCUGCCCACUGCUUCAAGUCUGCUCACUGCUCUGUGUGCAAACUGACCGGGUGAAUCCAUAGAGGAAUUUCCCCCUAUGUGUGUGCAUUUAUUUUAGUUUUUAGUAAAGAGUUUUUUACAAAAAAAAAGAACCAUAGUUAUAGUCAUAUGACAGCUAAAGUUGUGGGAGACCUCUUGAUAGAUGCAUCGGUUUUUUAAAAAUAAAGGGGGAGUUUGUUUCUUUUCGGUGUUGUCGAGGAAUCCUGUGGUCUGUGGCUUUGUGAAAAUUCGUCAGAGUGAGAGCUCUCUGCUCUUCCGCGUUCUCUGCCGUGUAACCGGACCGGCGUAGGGCGGAGGUGGUGCACAGUGGGACGUACGGGAGGCUUGUUUUCCUCCAAACGAGCCAAUGGGACCGGCUGUACGGUGGACUGACAGCCUGACUCGACGAGCCCGGAGACGCCACUCGAGUCGAGGAGCCAAUGCGGAGCCGCGACGGACAGGAACGGAGGGAAACGACAAAAUACAAAAUACAAAAAUCUUCCUCCUGUGGGUCGAAACGUUACCUGCCCGCUGCGACGCGGAGACUUGUUUGAGGUCGAGGAGGACCCGCAGCGAUGGCCCUGUCCCAGUGCCUGGACGACUCACCUCUGAGGAUAGCUCCGAGACACGCGGGGGCCGAUCAGCCUAACGUGCAGGACGUGUACAACGAGAGACACCGGCUGGCUCUGGAGGCGCUGCUGUCCGGGGGUCCCGACGACUUUCUGGACUUCCUCAGGAGAGAGAGGAUCCCCAACUUCCUGUCCGACGAUGAGAUCCAGAGGAUCCGGAGCGCCGCGGUGCCCCCGCGGUGCCUGUUGCUCCACGGGGAGGACCAGACUCUGGAGCAGUCGCUCGGCAGCUCCCUGGACUGCUCCUCCGUCACGUACUUCCCCGAAGUGUCGGACGUGGAGCCGCCGCUGCUGGAGAUCGGAUGGCCCGGCUUCACCGCGGGGUCCUACCGGGGGGUCACACGGGCCGUGGCGCACUUCCAGCCCAGCUACGGCGAAUGCAUUUACAGCUGCAAGGAGGCUGCCAGGCGCAUGAUCAAAAGUGCCAGAGAGGUGAUUGCCAUAGUUACAGACUCCCUGACAGACCUGGAUAUCUUUAAGGAUCUUCGUGAUGCGUGCUCCCAACGCAGAGUCCCCGUCUACAUCCUGCUCGACCAAUCGUGUGCUCCCGCUUUCCUCAGCAUGUGCAGGAGUGUUGGCGUUCGCCUUAACGACCUUCAGCAAAUGAGAGUGAGAACCAUAACCGGUACGACGUACUACAUGAGAUCCGGGGCGAGGAUUACUGGGAAGGUUCACGAGAACUUCAUGCUCAUUGAUGGAAACAGGGUGGCCACGGGUACCUACAGGUUCAACUGGACUGAUGGCAAACUGAACAGCAGCAACCUGAUUGAGCUCUCGGGCCAGAUUACAGAGAAAUAUGACGAGGAGUUCCGAAUCCUCUACGCUCAGUCUCUGCCCAUCAAAGCCCGCGGGCCUCCGAGCAUCCACAGUGGCAGCAUCUACGAGCACCUCGCUGUCAAACACUCAGACACCUCCUCCCCUCGUGUGCCCAGAGAGAGGCCCCUUGGGUUGGCGUGUUUGACCAGCACGCCCAGCCGCAAGCCCCAAACACUAACAGCGCAGCCUCCCUGCGAGCCCUCGUCUCCGGUCCCUCACAAAGCAAGCCCCGGGUCCGGCUCCUCUACAAUAAACGGGGAUUGGACGGAGCAGCAGCAGCACCUGCAGGAGGAGAUCCUAGCUGGUUGCACGAGUUUUCCUGCGGAGCUCCAAGAAGAGAAAAAAACAGCCGCCCUCAGUGCCAUCUGCUGCCAUGUCUCCACUCAGACCAGCCGGCCAGUAACGGACAGCGACACCCAGACCGACGUCCAGCUCGGCCAACCUGCCAGCCCUGCUACACCUACUGCCAGCGGUCCAAGGCAGGACACGUCUCCGUCCUUUGUGCGUUCCAGCCAGAGUCUGCCCACCCACGCGGCCCCAGACACCACUUUAAAGGACUGCUUCCACAGGCUGACCAAAGAGCGCCAGCACCACUACUCGGCCAUCCGCUCCAAACUGGAACACAUGGUGACCGCCCUGUCCGAGAGGCGAGAGCUGGCGGACGUCACCAACAUGACUCAGGGGCUUGGCGGUCACAGCAGGCAGAGGAUACACAAAGACGCUGCGCAAGAGCCCGAUCCCAGACUGCCUGUCGAAACCGCGGGCGUGGGCACAUGGCCAAGAGCCAGAUGUGUACUCUAGAUUGUUUUUCAGCGAUUUUGGUGAUGGGGGACCGUACUUCAAAGUUAUUCUGUUCUGAAUCAAUGGUUUUGGCUUAUGCAGUACAAUUUAAGAUUUGUUUUUUGUUUUCUGAUUUUCUGCACUGCCCACUUUUGUUAUUUUCAUCAUACGUUCCACAGACAAUUCGAAUUGUUCGUCUUCGAGAAACUUUAACCAAAGACACGGUGCAAUAAUGAUCUUUUUGAACACAUCAGUGUAAUGAAUACGGUUAGCGGAGGUGGUUAAAGACUGGAUAAUAUCUACUGUAUUUGGCUGCUGUAACUACAUGGGAACAUCAUUCCGGAGAGCAUCUGGCUCUCAGCUGUGCCUUGCAAUUAAAUAAAGUAGUAUUUUGCUGUA
Mugil cephalus (flathead mullet) is the source of this 2792-nucleotide messenger RNA. RefSeq names its product family with sequence similarity 83 member D (gene sack1d). The coding region runs from base 744 to 2414 and encodes 556 amino acids. NCBI's taxonomy places the organism in Eukaryota, Metazoa, Chordata, Actinopteri, Mugiliformes, Mugilidae. Gene Ontology annotation, cellular component: mitotic spindle pole; cytosol. The transcript has 4 exons. Gene Ontology annotation, biological process: protein localization to mitotic spindle; regulation of ERK1 and ERK2 cascade; positive regulation of cell cycle G1/S phase transition. The record is from RefSeq and is a predicted model, not a curated record.